UAAAACACCUCACAACCUUCACACAAUAUGCAUCCAACUUACUCACCCUUCAAAGUUCAAACCCAUUUUCGCACACGAUGGUUUCAGUCAGGAAUCCACCAAGAAACGUGUGUGUUAUCGGUGCUGGCCCAUCCGGUUUGGUUGCUGCCCGGGAGCUCAAGAAAGAAGGCCAAAAAGUGGUGGUUUUGGAACAAAAUCAUGAUGUUGGAGGACAAUGGUUAUAUGACCCGAAAGUUGAAGGGCAAGAUCCCUUAGGAAAAGACACAAUGGGCUCGGGUUUAACCGUUCAUAGCAGCAUCUAUGAUUCGUUAAGGCUCACAUCGCCUAGAGAGAUAAUGGGGUUCACUGAUUUCCCUUUCUUGAUCAAGAAGGGUAGGGAUACAAGAAGAUUUCCUGGUCAUAAAGAACUUUUCUUGUACCUUAAAGAUUUUUGUGAAUGGUUUGGUUUAAGGGAGAUGAUUAGGUUUAAUACCAAAGUUGAGUAUGUUGGGAUAUUGGAUUAUGGUGCCUUUGGUGAAGAUCUAAAAUGGAUUGUUAAAAGCAAAGUUAAAGAUUCCGAUGAGGUGAUAUCGGAGGUGUUUGAUGCGGUUGUUGUGGCCACCGGACACUAUUCCUAUCCUAGAUUGCCUUCUAUCAAAGGAAUGGAUGCAUGGAGAAGAAAGCAAAUGCAUAGCCACCUUUACAGGGUUCCUGAGCCGUUUCGCGACCAGGUGGUGGUGGUAGUGGGGAACUCAUUGAGUGGGCAAGAUAUAGCAAUGGAGCUUGUGAAUGUAGCAAAGGAGAUCCAUCUUAGUUCCAAAUCACUUAAUGUUUCAGAGGGUUUAUCAAAAGUGAUCUCUAAACAUGAUAAUCUACAUCUUCGUCCGACUAUUGAAUGUCUACACGAGGAUGGACGGGUUGUUUUUGUCGACGGUUCAGGGAUCACUGCAGACACAAUCAUAUAUUGCACAGGGUAUUCAUAUGCAUUCCCCUUUCUUGACACCAAAGGAGCAAUAGGUAUUGAUGAUGACAGAGUGGGACCUUUAUAUGAACACACCUUUCCUCCAAGCCUUGCCCCAUCUCUCUCCUUUAUAGGCAUUCCUAGAAAGCUUAUAGGAUUUCCUUUCUUUGAAUCACAAGCAAAAUGGAUUGCUCAGUUGUUGUCUGGCAAGAGAAGUUUGCCACCAAGAGAUGAAAUGAUGAAAUCCAUUCAAGAAUUCUAUAAAUCUAGAGAAGCUGCUGGUAUUCCUAAGCAUAAUACGCAUGAUAUAGCCGAUUUUGAGUACUGUGAUAAGUAUGGAGAUUACGUUGGAUUCCCUCACUUAGAAGAAUGGAGGAAAGAUCUUUGUAUUUCGGCUCUGAUCAAUUCGGACGUGAACUUGGAGACAUAUCGUGAUAUAUAUGACGAUGAAGAACUGCUUCAAGUUGCUCAUCAAAGCCCUCAUUUUACUCAACUUGAACAUGAAGCUUUGUCUAGCUCCCUUUAAAUUAUGCAUGGGUUCGAUAUAUUAUAAAAUUAUAUAAUAUGACUAGUAAUAUUCCACGAAGGGCUUUUGUUGUUUCUGAAAGCAAAGAUCAAUGGAAUUCUUUUGCUUUCAAAAGCAAGAUAGUACUUAGACAACAACCCAACAAGGAUAGAGUUUGAACUUUCAAAGUGUACCUUGUUGAAUUUUUAAUGUUGUCCAUCUCCUUUAUAUGAUUGUAAUGUCAGCUCUUUUGGUUUCAUA
Molecule: messenger RNA, 1706 nt
Organism: Helianthus annuus (common sunflower)
Lineage: Eukaryota; Viridiplantae; Streptophyta; Magnoliopsida; Asterales; Asteraceae
Product: flavin-containing monooxygenase FMO GS-OX-like 9
Exons: 7
Coding region: 78-1466 (462 amino acids)
Molecular function (GO): N,N-dimethylaniline monooxygenase activity; NADP binding; flavin adenine dinucleotide binding
Source: RefSeq, a predicted model, not a curated record